GCGGAAGCGGAAGCGCAAGCGCGGGCGGGAGGCUGUGGCGGCGGGCGUUUGGGGGUGCCGCGGCGCUACGAUUUAUGUAGUUAAUAGAGCUGACCACUAAACUAGAAAGAAAAUGGCAUCUCUAGGAAAGGUUGACUAUGCCUCAUCGCCCAUCCGAGGACCUGGAGAUGGCAUGGAAACAGAACAGGCAACUGAAUCAGUAGAAGUAAUCACUGGAGCCCACACUACAAACCAUCACAUCCACCACAGCCCACAUAAACAGACAGUCUCUUCCCUGAGUCCUGGCGUUUUGCAGCUUGGGAAAAUACAUGCUGCUAAAUCAGUGGAGAUUGAAGCUGUUCGUAUAUUAGUCCCCAAAGCAGCUAUCACCCAUGUUGUUCCAACUAAAAAUGCUAAGGUAGCUAGAUCAGUGGGACAUAAAGGAGACACAUUCCAUCAGUCAGAUGGAGCUGCAGAUCCCAAAGAACUGCUAGAACUUAAAAACGCAGUAGAAAAGCUAAAGAAUUCAGAAAAGAGGUUGUUACAGGAUAAAGAAGGCCUCUCUAAUCAGCUGCGUGUACAGACAGAGGUAAAUCGGGAGCUGAAGAAAUUACUUGUUGCUUCUGUUGGGGAUGAUCUGCAGUACCACUUUGAACGGAUGGCUCGUGAGAAAAAUCAGCUGAUCUUAGAAAAUGAGGUUCUAGGCCGGAAUAUGUCUCAACUAUCUGAACAAUUAGAGCGGAUGUCUAUACAGUGUGAUGUGUGGCGAAGCAAAUUCUUAGCAAGCAGGGUUAUGGCUGAUGAGCUAACCAAUACCAGAGCAAUUCUGCAGCGUCAAACCAGGGAUGCUCAUAGUGCAAUCCAGGACUUGUUGAAUGAACGUGAUCAGUUCCGUCAAGAAAUGAUUGAUACACAGAAACUGCUGGAGGAGCUGAUGGUUUCUCUUCAGUGGGGGAGACAGCAGACAUACUAUCCUAGUGCACAACCUCACACUACAACAGAGCUAGCAGCUGUGAAUUGCAAGCUAGCCAAAGCUGUAAGCUCACAUCUUCUUGGAAAUGUUGGCACUAAUAGUCCAAAAAAGACUUCAGUGGCUGUGGAGUUUUGCAGUAGCCCUGCUGAGAAAAUGGCUGAAAUGGUGCUACAUGUACUGGAUCCAGUUGCAUGUACAGAAACAUCAACAUCUUUUUCUGAGACAUCUCCUUCUUCCUUUCUUUCCACAAAGAAGAGUAUUGGAAGGUUUCAUCCAUACACAAGAUACGAAGAUGUAACUUUCAACUGCUGCAACCACUGCCAAGGAGAGCUGAUAGCCCUUUAAAAACACAGCCAAGGCAGCUGCACAUGCAUUCUUUCUGAAGAAUUACACUAAUUGAUAUUCAGCAAGCUUCCCUUUUUUUCUAUUUCUUUCCAUGAAGGAUGGGUUUAGCAUUGGAAAUGAUGCAGUGUCUGCUUCUCUACCUCUUGAGGGUAGGGGCUAACAGGACUUCUCUAGCCUCUUGGGAUACUACUUCUACUUUUAAGGCUGGAAAUCUACUUAUUUCUGUCUACAAAUGCAAGACCAGAAAUGUUAUGCCAGUCCAAUAGAGCACAGAUACCCUUGACUAUUUAAGAUUUAUAGCCAUAUUAGAAAAUCUUAAUCAAUUUCUGAUCAGUGGGAGACAAAAACCAUACUUAAACUAUACCAAAGUAAAUGAAGUGCUAAAAGGUUAUACUAAAGAAAAGAAGAAAAAAAAAAAAGACAAUGGAAUAUAGUCACCUCCGUGUGCUUUUUUUAAUCUUUUCUAAAGUGACAGGCUCUUUUCAAUUCUAUGUUCAGCCUGUUAAUUUUAGUAAUAAAAAGGUGUGUGUGCAAUAAGUUUUCAGAGCUGUAAGUUCUGAAAGUAAAAGCGUAUUAAUCCUCCUGACAAGAGGAGAAGAGAGAGAUUGAAUGAACUCUGGCUAUAAUAUAUAAACAGAAAAUGGUUUUAAAUGGAUUCUUGAAGACUGUGAAGUGAGAUUAUUCUUGUAUUUGGGUAAAGCUAAAACAAGGGCUUGCCAUGUAGUUCAGCUUCCAGCAUCAGGCUGGGGCAUAGCUGAUCCUCAGCAAAGACUGAUACACCUUUGGUGCAUAGCGCUGAAACCUAAACUAGCUUGAGAGCUCAGCCCUUGCCCAAAGUCUUCCUGGAUGUUACGGAGGGCUGAAGAUCAAGCACUAAGUUUGCACAAAUAGUGAUAAAAAAAAAAUACAUAUUUUUUUUUUCACUCAUCGGGCUUUAUCUUGAUGACACUGUUCAAAGAAAUAUACUAGCAGAUAGUCUGCUAGAUCUGAAGUCUAUUUUUAUGUUGUGAAGUGAUUAACUAAAGAGAGGAAAGUUAGGACACUGCAAAUACGUAUUUUAAUUUUUCUCAAAUUUUCACUCAAGUUUAUCAUAUUCAGCUGGUAGCCCUCUAGUAUGGUGAAUCAGAUACUAUUUAAACAGUUUUUCUUUAAAUCUCAUACCGUGAUGUGGUUAAGAGUGUAAGUUACAAGUUCUUGCUAUUUGUGGCCAUGCCUUGGCUUGUACAAAAAAACCUUUAUAAUAAACUUUCUUUGCAUAUGUUCAA
Rhea pennata is the source of this 2562-nucleotide messenger RNA. It is a transcript of the gene BLZF1, whose product is annotated as basic leucine zipper nuclear factor 1. Gene Ontology annotation, biological process: Golgi organization; Golgi to plasma membrane protein transport. Lineage: Eukaryota; Metazoa; Chordata; Aves; Rheiformes; Rheidae. The record is from RefSeq and is a predicted model, not a curated record. The transcript has 7 exons. Bases 113 to 1297 code for a protein of 394 amino acids. Gene Ontology annotation, cellular component: Golgi membrane.